AUGGAGCUGAGGGAGGUUAUUGAAGUUGUGAAGAGAAAAGAUGUUGAAGAUUAUGAGAGGCUUGGAAACAAGGCACUGAAAGCAAACAAGAUUCUGGCCAUUGUAGGCCCCUUGCUCACUGCCAUUGCAGCUUUGGGAUCUGUGUUUGUGGCGGGAAUAAGGGUGCAGGUAGGGUUACGGUUGGAUCCAAAUCCUACCUUACCCUACUCAUUUGUCACCCCUAGCGGGCAGGUAGGGAUGGUGUUUGAGAUGUACAGAAACUGUGGUGGGUUCUUCAAGCAGUUAGAAGAAACAGUUGAAGCCACGCUUGAAGAGAAUGAGUUUGAUAAGAGAGAGAAUGGACAAGUGUUUGAAUUGAAGGUGGCUUUGCAAUUGGGAAGAAGUGUGUCUCAGCACAGAGAACUCACUUCUAAAUCAGCUUCUUGUCGAGCCGAAGGGAUUUCCAUUGAUGAAUUUGCAAGCAAGAUGUUCUAA
Arachis ipaensis is the source of this 474-nucleotide messenger RNA. NCBI's taxonomy places the organism in Eukaryota, Viridiplantae, Streptophyta, Magnoliopsida, Fabales, Fabaceae. The record is from RefSeq and is a predicted model, not a curated record.